AUGGAGGACGAGCGGCGGGAAGCACGUUUACAGUCGGAAACUACCAAAAUGACGGGCGAUCGUAUCGCGAGGCUGAGACGUAGCGGUCGCAAUCGAGAAUCUCACGACGAGAUCGUGGAACUCGAGGCUGAACUGCGACGGGCGUACAUCGCGAAGGAACUUCGAGCGCAGUUCGUGGAAAGGGAGACCGUGAAGUACAUCGAGGACGUACGAAAACAACACGCUGCGAAACUGACGCGGCUCGAACAGCGGGCGGCCAUCGCGAGCGACGAUCGUCGAAGAGCCGAGGACCUUAAAAAGUCCGAGGAUUACAGAAGACAGCUCGCCGAGCAGAUCGCACGGAAAGAAGAGGAGAGAAGUAUAAUGGCGCAGGAAGAGCGCAAGGAAAGGGAAAUUUUAACUGAGGUCGAUCGGAUAAGGGAACAGUGGGAAAAGUCCAAAGCUCGAGAGUCAAAGGAAGAGCUGAUGGAGUGCGCGAGAAGGGAACGUUUGAUUCUCGAGGAAAUGAGGGAGGUCCGUCGCGACGAAGAGCAGGAAACAGAGGCGAGAAAAGUUCGCGAGGACGAGGAGUAUUGGAGGGAAGUCGAUCGACGGAACCUGGAGGCGGAGAGGCUUCGUGAACAACGAACGGAAAGCAGGGAACGAAUAAUAAGCAAAAUUGCGGGCGCGUUGAUGAAUAUCGAGACGCGCAGGCAAGAAAAGGAGACGCUGAUUGGCGAAUUGAUAGCCGAAGACGUAAAAUAUGAACUGCUGGCCAGAGAGAAAGAAGAGAUCGUUAAGAGGAGGAAGAUGAUGGAGGAACUGGCAGCUAAUUUGGAGGAACAGAUCGUUUUCACGGAACAAUGUAAAUUGCGCUACGUCGAGCAGGAUAGAACUUUCGCGGAAGAAAUCAUGAGAAAGAUUAUGGAGGACGAGAGAACCGCCAGACUGACGGCGGAGGCUAAACGAAGAAUGCAGUUGCAGUACAAGGAGGACUUGGUUCGGUUGAUCGAGAAACGACGAAAGAUACGCGAGGAGGAAAUCGUCAAUAUGAAGAUGGCUGCUGAGGCUGAAAGAGUACAAGAAAGGAUUAAUAUGGAGCGCAUUAAGGAAGAGAGGAGGCUAUUGUUGGAGAAACACGCGCCGAACGUUGUUGAUUAUCUCGAUAAAAGCGUUUUUACCGAGGAGGAGAGAGAAAUCAUUGCUAGAUCGUUGCAACGACGCAAUAACGUCUCGGAAUAA
Messenger RNA from Colletes gigas, 1221 nucleotides. Its product is annotated as trichohyalin-like. Bases 1 to 1221 code for a protein of 406 amino acids. Gene Ontology annotation, cellular component: motile cilium. The transcript has a single exon. The record is from RefSeq and is a predicted model, not a curated record. Gene Ontology annotation, biological process: cilium organization. NCBI's taxonomy places the organism in Eukaryota, Metazoa, Arthropoda, Insecta, Hymenoptera, Colletidae.